GAUCCUUGCCUCGUCCUGCGAUUCAAACUCAUUUUACUAGACAAUUAUCCAUCUACUGUCCAGCCAUGAAUAUUGCUCAAGCUGCUGCGAAUGUACCUCAACUCGGAAGUUUCCGUUUGCCUGACAUUCAUAACGAACCCAUGCUCAAUUAUGCUCCAGGAAGUAUUGAACGAAAGGAAUUGCAAACUGCACUUGCUGAUAUGCGCUCUCAGAUUGCUACUCACGGUCCCUUUGAAAUUCCCGUUAUUGUGAAUGAUCAAGAGAUCAAAACCAACAAUCUUACUGCUCAAAGCUCUCCGUUUGAACACAAGCUCAAACUUUGCAAUUUCCACAAUGCUGAUGUCAAGACCAUCGAUAUGGCUAUUUCUAAAGCUCUUAAAGCCAAACCUGCAUGGGAAGCCAUGCCCUUCAAUGAUCGUGCUGCUAUUUUCCUCAAGGCCGCUGAUCUGCUUUCUACUAAAUACAGAUACAAAGUCAUGGCUGCUACAAUGAUUGGUCAAGGCAAAAAUGCUUGGCAAGCCGAGAUCGAUGCUGCGGCCGAACUCGCAGAUUUUUGGCGAUUCAACUGCAAAUACGCUGCCGAUAUUUACGCCGAUCAACCCACCAAAAACUCUCCAUUGCUCUGGAAUCGUGUAGAGUAUCGUGCUCUUGAGGGUUUCGUGGUUGCCUACUCGCCAUUCAACUUCACUGCUAUUGGCGGAAAUCUUGCUUGUGCACCAGCACUCAUGGGAAAUGUUGUUUUAUGGAAACCAUCUCCCAUGUCCAUGUAUUCCAACUAUCUGGUUUAUGAGAUUUUACGUGAAGCUGGUCUUCCAGAUGGUGUCAUUCAAUUUCUUCCUGGCGACGCUGAAUUGGUUACCGAGCAAACCUUUUCUCAUCCUGAAUUUGCUGGAUUCCACUUUACUGGAAGCACUGCUGUGUUCAAAAAACUUUGGUGCAAGAUUGGCCAAAACUUGAAUCUUUACAAGUCGUAUCCCAGAAUCGUUGGUGAAACGGGUGGAAAGAAUAUGCAUUUUCUACACGAAAGUGCUGAUGUGUCCAACGCCGCGCUCCAAACCAUUCGUUCUGCUUUCGAAUACAAUGGUCAAAAAUGCAGUGCUUGCUCUAGAGUGUAUGUUCCUGAAAACAUUGCCGAGGAAUUCACUACCAUUCUCAAAAAGGAACAUGCCAAGCUCAAGAUGGGUCCUGUUGAUGAUUUUACCAACUUCACUUCUGCCGUUAUCAAUCAGCAAUCGUACAACAAGAUCAAGGGCUAUCUUGAUGAUGUCAAGAAUGGAAAGAAUCCAUCUACUGGAAUAUUACUGGGUGGAAAAACUUCGGAUGAGACUGGCUACUACAUUGAGCCUACUGUUUUAAUUACCAAGGAUCCCAAGUCGUCUACCAUGGUCAAUGAGCUUUUUGGCCCUGUUGUGACCGUGUAUGUUUAUCCCCAAGAUGAAUACCUUGAAACUCUUGAACUUGCCAACUCAUCGUCCGAAUAUGCUCUCACUGGUGCCUUGUUCGCUCAAAACCGCACUGCUUUGAUUGCAGGAUCCAAUGUUUUAAGAAAUGCUGCUGGCAACUUUUACAUCAAUGACAAAUCUACUGGAGCUGUUGUUGGUCAGCAGCCGUUUGGUGGUGGUCGCGCAUCUGGCACAAACGAUAAAGCAGGAUCCGCACUAAACUUGCUUCGUUGGGUAUCACCUCGUACCAUCAAAGAAUCGUUUGUGCCCAUCUCUUCAUGGAGUUAUCCAUCCAACUUGCCCGACAAUUGAUUUUGCAUGUACUGAUAGCGAUGUACGGUCGUCUUCAUGUCCAAAUAAACUAAACCCAUGGUUUUGUGAUGGAUUG
Batrachochytrium dendrobatidis JAM81 is the source of this 1830-nucleotide messenger RNA. Its product is annotated as 1-pyrroline-5-carboxylate dehydrogenase. The transcript is spliced from 13 exons. Gene Ontology annotation, molecular function: L-glutamate gamma-semialdehyde dehydrogenase (NAD+) activity. The coding region runs from base 66 to 1754 and encodes 562 amino acids. NCBI's taxonomy places the organism in Eukaryota, Fungi, Chytridiomycota, Chytridiomycetes, Rhizophydiales. The record is from RefSeq and is a predicted model, not a curated record. Gene Ontology annotation, cellular component: mitochondrial matrix.